Molecule: messenger RNA, 1242 nt
Organism: Strigops habroptila (Kakapo)
Lineage: Eukaryota; Metazoa; Chordata; Aves; Psittaciformes; Psittacidae
Gene: FOXE1
Product: forkhead box E1
Exons: 1
Coding region: 1-891 (296 amino acids)
Biological process (GO): anatomical structure morphogenesis; cell differentiation; regulation of transcription by RNA polymerase II
Molecular function (GO): RNA polymerase II cis-regulatory region sequence-specific DNA binding; DNA-binding transcription factor activity, RNA polymerase II-specific
Source: RefSeq, a predicted model, not a curated record
AUGACCGCCGAGAGCCGGCUGCCGCCGGGCCCCUCGCCGCUGCCGCCGCUGCCCCCGCCGCUGAAGGCGGACGCAGCGCCGCCGGGGCAGGAGGCGGCGGCGGCGGCGUUGGGGGCGCGGGGCGGGCGACGGCGGCGCAAGCGUCCGGCGGAGCGGGGCAAGCCGCCCUACAGCUACAUCGCCCUCAUCGCUAUGGCCAUCGGGCAAGCGCCCGAGCGGCGACUGACGCUGGGAGGCAUCUACCGCUUCAUCACCGAGCGCUUCCCGUUCUACCGCGACAGCCCCCGCAAGUGGCAGAACAGCAUACGCCACAACCUCACUCUCAACGACUGCUUCGUCAAGGUGCCGCGGGAGCCCGGCCGCCCUGGCAAAGGCAACUACUGGACGCUGGACCCUCACGCCCGCGACAUGUUCGAGAGUGGCUCCUUCCUCCGUCGCAGGAAGCGCUUCAAGCGCAGCGAUCUCUCCACCUACCCGGCCUUCCUCGCCGAGCGCCCCGCCGCGCCUUGCCGCCUCUUCCCGCUGCCUGCCCCGCCGCCCGCCGCCGACCUGCCCCCGGCUCCCGCCGCUGCCUCCUGCGCCUUCGCCGCCGCCGCUGCCUUCCCCGCGCAGGGCUGCGCUGCCGCCCUGCCCCACGGCUACGGCCCGCUGCCCCCCGGCCCCGCGCCCUACUCACCGGGCGGCCCUGGACAGCUGUACGCGCCGUCGGGGCGCAUCGUGCUGCCUGCCUCGCCGCCAGCCCCCGCCGGGCUCUACGGCCGCCGCUCCCCCGCGCCCUACCCGCCGCUGCCACACGUCUACGGAACCGGCGGGCAGCUGGGCGCCGCCGAGCCCGGGCCGCGGCACGGAGCCUACCCCGGCGGUCACGACAGGUUCGUCCCGCCACUCUGACCCAGCGCGGCAGAGGCCGGGCGGCCCGACGGCGCGGACCGGAGCCCGGGAGAGGGCGGGCUGCGCGGCUCGCCCGGCGCUGCUGGACCCGCGGCCGUCCGGGAAGAUGCUGGAGGACUUUGGUCUGCGGCUCCGCAUCAUGCCACCUGCCCGAGGCUCCCGGCGAGGAGCGCUGCCGCCAGCCGUGAGGACCUGGGGGACCCUGCCCAGCCCUGUCCGCUCUCUCCAGAGAAGUUCUAGGGGCUCCCAAGUGCCUGGAUGGGGCAAACAGCCCUUUCCUUUUCUCCUGCCUUUCCUACGACAGGUGCCCAGUGCACCCUGCCAGCACAUCCAGCUGGGCUCCCUGGUCUG